GGCGGGCGGGCGAUGGCAGAGCCGCCUGGGCAGACAAAGGGGCGGCGAGCGGGGGCGCCGGGAGAUCUCUGUGUCUUUGGUUUGGGGAACUGUCAGCCAGAAGUCUCUGACAGCACCUCUGCUGUUCCUUUUCAAGGGGGAGGUGAAAAUGAAGCUCAAUGAAAGGAGCUUGGCCUUCUAUGCCACCUGCGAUUCCCCCACGGACAAGGCCGGCUUCCUCUACAAGAAAGGCGAGCGCAACACGGCCUACCACAGACGCUGGUUCGUGCUGAAGGGAAACAUGCUCUUUUACUUCGAGGAACGAGAGAGCCGAGAGCCGGUGGGGGUCAUCAUCUUGGAAGGCUCGACGGUGGAGCUGUGUGACUCCACCGAGGAGUUUGCCUUUGCCAUCCGCUUCGGCUCUGCCAAGUCCCGCACCUACAUUCUGGCAGCUGAGAACCAGGCAGCCAUGGAAUCGUGGGUCAAGUCUCUGUCGAGGGCCAGCUUUGGCUACAUGCGGCUGGUGGUGAAGGAACUGGAGAAGCAACUGGAAGAGAUGCAGCGGAAUCUCUCUGGCUCCCACCGGCUCCAGAGGAGAUUGCCCCUUUGCCGGAAAAAUAAAUCCGCUCCGAAUUUGGAGCCAACCGCCUCAGGCCGAGACUUCCCUCAGGAAGCGCCAACCCUCCCGAUUUGCGUCCCACCGAAAGAAAAUGGCUGUGCUUUAUGGUAUAAUUCUGAAGGCCCCUGCAGUCUGCCCAGUGGAUACCCCCCGGUUGAUCCAGGGAUCAUGAGGAUAUCAGGAGAUGACAGCUACGAGGGGGGCCUCAAGCCGCCACCUUUACCGCCACGGAGAAGAGCCUUGUCGGGGAAUUCCGGUGCAGCUGGAGGCUCUGGGACUGAUGGCCUCGCGUACCCCAGCAGCUCUUGCUUUUCCCAGCUCCACAACUGGUACGGCAGGGAGGUUCUGGAACUGCGAAGGGCCUGGCUGGAGGGGCAAAGGGCUGGCGGUCUAUGAGUUGGAUCUUUGGUUGGAAAUGAUGAGCUGUGUGGGAGCACGGCCGGGCAGUGACCAACGGUCAUCAGGUGCCGUGACCGUGGGGUGCGGCUGCUGGAAACUUCGCUUCUCCUCAGUCUCAUGCUGGUUUGGCCUGCCUCCUGCCCGAUGCGCAGGGAAAGGAAAGCGCCCUCUACAAACUGGUGCCACUCUCCAUUGCCCGGGGGCCAGCAGCUCUUGACUGUCCCGGAUUGGGACACUUUCUUAAGAGAUGCCACUUUUAGAAAGCCCUCACCGAUAAUCGUUGGCCUCUUCCUAGAUAAAAAUAUGAAGGAGAUGCAAAACAAAUAAUCUAGGCAAGGCCGUUCAGCAACAAGAGGCUCACUCUCCUACGCAGGAUAUGCAUCUUGUUCUUGAACGGAUUUUCCCCUUCUUGGCUUUGCAGCCGAGGCCCGGGCAGGCGCGGGGGUGAGGGCGUGUUCUUUUAAGCGUACAGGACAGGCGGAGGCACAUAUGGAGAAAUGGGAGCAGAAAUGUCGUGGGGCUUGUAUGGAUUUGUUUACAAGACUGUUAUUUCUAAACUUCUUUAAAUGGUUUGUUUCCUCUGCAUGAGGGGAGGGCAGCUGGGGAUUUCUGAAGAGAGGCGCUGGGGCCCCUCGCUCGGGCUGUGUGGCCCCCCUGCUACCUGCUGGGGCGGCUUUGCUCAUUAAUGCCGAAGGACACUGAGAUGGGCUGACGUGGCUUAGUGGUGAAGGAAGGCACUCUGUACAUGCUCUACGAUGGGAAGCUGGUUUGUUAUAAGGCAGCUCUGGCAAAGAUGGAGAGAAUGGGGGGGGGCAAAUGGGUGUGGUUAAAGGGGGAGGGGGGCUUCAGGGACUGAUCAAUCAUGUUUCUCUUCUGACACCACUGAUGGUGUUUUAUUCUACUACACAGAGUAGUCCCAUGUGCCUCCAGCAACUUCCAGGUGGCAAAUCGAACCCUGGCUGUUUUUCUCCUGCUUUAACUACCACAUUUAUUAUAUCAUAUAGGAAAACAGAAACCUAAAUAUUAAGGAGGAAGGCAAUGAAUUCUUGGUGCAUUUGUGGCUGUCAGGGAACAGCAAAACUAUCGGCUGGAGUCAGGUAGCCUGGUUUCUGUAAGCCAGGAGGGGGCAAAAAAGAGCAGGCGCAUGGCAUUCAUCCUGGUAUUUCUCCAGGUAGGCUGUCAUUCCACUGGUGCUGAGACAAGGCAGGUUUCUCUUAGGCUGCAGCAAAGGCAAUGCAUAAAAAUGGCCCGGGGGGGGGGGAUGGAUCAGUGGCUCCGAAGCUCCUGCUUCUGUGGUCUCUGCUGCCACAAACCGGAUUCCUGCUUGUGCUGCCCCCUCUAUAGGUUUACUCUAGGGACAGGGCUUCUGCUGCAGGCCACACUAUAACAUUUCUUUCUGCGUUCAAUGUUGGAAAAUGCAUUUAUGCAAAAAAUGUAACAGAACCUCCACCUUACAAUCUGAGGUUUUCCGGGUGCAUGACUGAGAGCGCUUGAGCUACUUGGAAGUUGCAACAGAGCCGUAAACUGUAAGAUCAAUAACAGUAGAUAAGCUUCCUCAGAACAGCCGCUUGCUACCGAUUCCCUUGCAACUUGCAUCUGCAAAUGAGGGUUUUGGGGGGGGGAGGUCGGGGGGGGGUCAUGUUCUCAGUCCAAGGAGGGCACAGCCUGGGCGUCUGAUCAGAUGUGGACUCUAAAACAGAACUCUGGAAUCUUCUUCAAUCCGUGAAGUACCCUUGGCAGAGAAGUUGUCCUGGAAAGAGUUUCCUGAAGGUACGAGAUUUUGGAGAACCACCCUGCUCUGCUUUUGAAGCUGUUUGCAGCUGUUUAAAAGGAAGUGUGUUGCUGAGGCCAUAUGAUGGGGAAUCACAUCUUCUGUGGUAGGAAGCAGGGUCAGCCAUUAGGCAGUGAGUCAGUGCAACCACAGGAGUCAGCAGAAGGAUGAGGCAUUGUGCCCAAAGGUUUAGACUUUAAAAAAAAUAUCAGGUAAAGAGACAUGACAGACAAUCCAGAGUUGGUUCAGGAUAAGCACGAGAGGUUUCCUGACCGGCUCUCACAAGCCUUUCUUGUGCACAAAGCUCGAGCAAAGACUUCCUGGCUUGGUCUUACUGCAAUUUCUUGUGCUGGCUGGAGGGAAGACCCUCAAGACGAGAGCACUUCUUUCCCAGCCCCCCCCCGGGAUUAUAAACUGCAGUUCAAUCCCCGGAUAUUUGAAUGCACCCUGCACUGCUUGUACGGGGCGUUCAUGCCAGCAGGGCUUCUUCCUCCACUUCUCAUGCACUUCCUCCACUGGUUGCCUCUCUUAGCUUCAAGCUUCCCGGCACCUGUGCUGAUUAGCUCCAUGUGGUGGCCAGCAUUUACACUCAAAGUUAAAACCUGUCCGAAAUGGAUUUCACUUCCCCAAAGAAUGUCAAGAAAUUUUGGGGGGGAGGUAUCGAGAAUUUGUGGCGAGAUAACCCUGGUUUCAGCUCUCGGGAUUUCUCGGCUGGGAGCCAUGACGGCCACAACAGAUUUGGAACUGGUUUAAAUUUCCAGUGUAGAUUUGUCAUCUGGGAGUCGCCAGCUCAGAGAAAUGGGCCCUGCCCAGAGCAGCACAUUCAACCCUGUCAGUAUAAACUGGCAUCUCACUUUACUGCACUGUGGC
This is a messenger RNA of Eublepharis macularius, 3638 nucleotides long. It is a transcript of the gene PHETA1, whose product is annotated as PH domain containing endocytic trafficking adaptor 1. Gene Ontology annotation, biological process: endosome organization; receptor recycling; retrograde transport, endosome to Golgi. The transcript has 2 exons. Gene Ontology annotation, cellular component: trans-Golgi network; early endosome; recycling endosome. The record is from RefSeq and is a predicted model, not a curated record. Lineage: Eukaryota; Metazoa; Chordata; Lepidosauria; Squamata; Eublepharidae. Bases 149 to 994 code for a protein of 281 amino acids.